GCCCUUCGUGCUGGGACUGCGGCCUGCUGAGCCCCAGGUAGGAGUCCACGCAUCGCCUCUCUCUCCAGGUGCACCCGCACAGCUGGCGAACUUGGCUAAGGUCAGCUGGAGAGGAGGGGUGAGAUGUGGUGCUAGUUUUAGGCACACUGUGCUCGUUAUCAGAUUGCCUAGGAGCCCGACUGGAGUAUUCCUCCGCCCAGCGCCUCGGGCAAACGCGGGAUCUCCCAGGGAAGCUCAGAGGGGGACAGGGAGCUGGUCCCCCUCUGCGACUCGCCCCCCUCUGGCUGGCCGAGUGUCUGGCGCCAACCUCGCUGGAGGAGGCUGUCGGGGGCGGGCCAGCCAGCCGGGCUGCCCUCCUCGCAGUGACGUCCCAGGGGGCGGAGGGGCGACCAACUGACUCCGCGCCCUCCCCCCGCCUCCCGUGCGGUCCGUCGGUGCUCUGGAGAUGCUGCUGCCGCGGUUGCAGUUGUCGCGCACGCCGCCGCCCGCCAGCCCGCUCCACCGCCGUAGCGCCCGAGUGUCUGGGGGCGCACCCGAGUCGGGCCAUGAGGCCGGGAACCGCGCUACAGGCCGUGCUGCUGGCGGUGCUGCUGGUGGGGCUGAGGGCCGCGACGGGUCGCCUGCUGAGUGGGCAGCCAGUCUGCCGGGGAGGGACACAGAGGCCUUGUUAUAAAGUCAUUUACUUCCAUGAUACUUCUCGAAGACUGAACUUUGAGGAAGCCAAAGAAGCCUGCAGGAGGGAUGGAGGCCAGCUAGUCAGCAUCGAGUCUGAAGAUGAACAGAAACUGGUAGAAAAGUUCAUUGAAAACCUCUUGCCAUCUGAUGGUGACUUCUGGAUUGGGCUCAGGAGGCGUGAGGAGAAACAAAGCAAUAGCACAGCCUGCCAGGACCUUUAUGCUUGGACUGAUGGUAGCAUAUCACAAUUUAGGAACUGGUAUGUGGAUGAGCCGUCCUGCGGCAGCGAGGUCUGCGUGGUCAUGUACCAUCAGCCAUCGGCACCCGCUGGCAUCGGAGGCCCCUACAUGUUCCAGUGGAAUGAUGACCGGUGCAACAUGAAGAACAAUUUCAUUUGCAAAUAUUCUGAUGAGAAACCAGCAGUUCCUUCUAGAGAAGCUGAAGGUGAGGAAACAGAGCUGACAACACCUGUACUUCCAGAAGAAACACAGGAAGAAGAUGCCAAAAAAACAUUUAAAGAAAGUAGAGAAGCUGCCUUGAAUCUGGCCUACAUCCUAAUCCCCGGCAUUCCCCUUCUCCUCCUCCUUGUGGUCACCACAGUUGUAUGUUGGGUUUGGAUCUGUAGAAGAAGAAAAUGGGAGCAGCCAGACCCUAGCACAAAGAAGCAACACACCAUCUGGCCCUCUCCUCCCCAGGGAAACAGCCCGGACCUAGAGGUCUACAAUGUCAUAAGAAAACAAAGCGAAGCUGACUUAGCUGAGACCCGGCCAGACCUGAAGAAUAUUUCAUUCCGAGUGUGUUCAGGAGAAGCCACUCCCGAUGACAUGUCUUGUGACUACGACAACAUGGCUGUGAACCCAUCAGAAAGUGGAUUUGUGACUCUGGUGAGCGUGGAGAGUGGAUUUGUGACCAAUGACAUUUACGAGUUCUCCCCAGACCAAAUGGGGAGGAGCAAGGAGUCUGGAUGGGUGGAAAAUGAAAUAUAUGGUUAUUAGGACAUAUAAAAAACUGAAACUGACAAGAAUGGAAAAGAAAUGAUAAGCAAAAUUCUCUUAUUUUCUAUAAGGAAAAUACACAGAAGGUCUAUGAACAAGCUUAGAUCAGGUCCUGUGGAUGAGCAUGUGGUCCCCACAACCUCCUGUUGGACCCCCACGUUUUGGCUGUAUCCUUUAUCCCAGCCAGUCAUCCAGCUCGACCUUAUGAGAAGGUACCUUGCCCAGGUCUGGCACAUAGUAGAGUCUCAAUAAAUGUCACUUGAUUGGUUGUAUCUAACUUUUAAGGGACAGUGCUUUACCUGGCAGUGAUAAAGAUGGGCUGUGGAGCUUGGAAAACCACCUCUAAGUUCUGUUUUCCUUGCUCUAUACAGCAGCACAUAUUAUCACACAGACAGAAAAUCCAGAAUCUUUUCAAAGCCCACAUAUGGUAGCACAGGCUGGCCUGCGCAUCGGCAAUUCUCAUAUCUGUUUUUUUCAAAGAAUAAAAUCAAAUAAAGAGCAGGAAACAGAGUGUUAGUCUGUGUCUACAGCCCUUCCUCUGCAUGUGGCCACAGGGGACCUUUUUUUGUUUCUCCUGACAUCCAAACUUGGAAAUAUCUAACUAUUUGCAAAACUAAAAAUAAGGCCAGGCGCGAUGGCUGAUGCCUGUAAUCCCAGAACCUUGGGAGACCAAGGUUGGAGGAUAGCUUGAGUUCAGGAGUUCGAGACCUUCCUGGGCAAAAUAGUGAGACUCUGACUCUACAAAAAAUUUAAAAAUUAGCAGGGCAUGGUGGCAUGCGCCUGCAGUCCCAGCUACUCAGGAGGCUGAGGUGGGGGAAUUGCUUGAGCCCAGGAGGUUGAGGCUGCAGUGAGCUAGGAUCACGCCACUGCUCUCCUGCAUGGGCAACAGAAUGAGACCCUGUCUCUAAACAAAAAUAUUUUUUAAAGAAACUAAAAAUGAAAUUUGAGUCUCAGCUUCUAGGCUUAUGUACUCCCAUCCCUGAUACUACACGUUGUUCUGUUUGCGUGUUUGUUACUGCAGCAUCAACAUAACAUGACUAAUAAUGAUGACAGUUCUGCCUUUUGUUGACAGACCUCAUUGUUUCAAUUGUGUUUGGCCUCAAAUUCAGAGAAAAGUUUCUCAGCCCAGCAUCAAUCAUAUACACAUUGGAGGUCUGAAAGCCAUUAUUUAAAUCACCAGCAAUUUCCCUCAAUCAGCUUCAUAAUCUCAUAUUUUAACCUUUCCUCAUAUGUCUUAUUUUUUAAUAGCUCGGCAACUUUGCUUCACAUAUGGAGCCCCAACUUCUAGAGUUAACUAGUCUGGGUCAAAGCAGUAUCGAAUGUAGUGGAUUGGAAUCCCUGCCAAAUUAUCUGCCCUACUGCAGAACUGAAUAUACUAGGAAACAAAACUCCCUGUUUUGGGAAGUGUGUUUUGUGGUUACAUUUCAAGCAAAAACUGAGCACAUGGUCCUGAAGGACUGAUUCACUGCUCUAAAAUGCCCAAGGUUCCAUUCUUGCUUCAGACAGCCUCGCUCUAUCAUCUGCCCUGUAUCCUGCACUGUGCCCCACAACUCUGGCCCUUAUUACACUGCAAGCUUCGCUAGUAGGAAUCCUAUCUGCCGGUCAGCAUCAUAUGUCCUGCAACCCAUGGCAGCACCUUGCAGGGUAGGCAAUCAGUAUCUAUUGAAUGGAUGAACAAUGCAUCUUUUCAGACUGAUGUCAAAUAGUUUGAAUAUUUCAGCUUAAAAGUUUGUUUUUCACAGUCCCCCUAGGUGGAGGAGGUAACUGAGUCAUUGUAACUUGGAAUGCCUCCCAAGAAGGAAGCAUAGUAACAAGUAAACAGAUGCUGGUGAAUUGUGCUAACAACUUACUUUAUGUCACUCAUGCUUGAACUGAGGACCCACUGUUAAUCUAUAAAGGGAGUAAGGUUGUAAUCAGAACAGACCCUCAGCAUCUUCCCUUCCCUUUUUUCAUUAAUGUGUUGUCUCUUCUGGGACCUACAGAUCUCUUCUGUGUUUGUACACAGCCAGUCUUACCCUGCAUUUUAAUUAUUCACUUUCUUUUUCCUCCUCAGGUUUACUAGCCUGAGUUUACCCAACUCCAUUUCUAUCUCUAAUAAUUGCACUUCACUUAUGUAACAAAUAUUUGCUAAAUGUUAAGGGUUUGCUAUGUUCCCGUUGAGCUUGAGCUUAUUCAUUAAGCUAGUAUCAUAUGGAAAUUUAGUAAGUUUGUUUCAUAAUUGCUAUGAUUUGAAUGUUUGCCCCCUUCAAAACUCACAUUGGCCAGGCAUGUUGGCUCAUGCCUGUAAUCCCAGCACUUUGGGAGGCUGAGGCAGGAGGAUUGCUUGAGCCCGGGAGUUCGAGACCAGGCUGGGCAACAUAGCGAGACCUGUCUCUACAAAAAAUAAGAAAAUUAGCUGGGUGUGGUAGUGCAUGCCUAUUGUCCCAGCUAUGCAGGAGCUGAGGUGAAAGGUCUACUUGAGCCCAGAGGUCAAGGUUGCAGUGAGCUCUCAUCAUGCCACUGCACUCCAGCCGGAGUGACAAGUGACAUCCUGUUUCAAAAACAAACCAACCAAGAAAAAAAGACAAAAAAAACCUCAUGUAGAAACUUAUUCCCCAAUGUGGCAGUAUUGAGAGGUGGGGUCUUUAAGAGAUGAUUGGGUCAUGAGGGCUUUGCCCUCAUGAGUGGAUCAAGCCAUUCCUGGAUUAAUGGGUUUUCACAGGAGUAGGACUUGUGGCUUUAUAAGAAGAGGAACAGAGACCUGAGCUAGCACCCUCAGGCCCCUCACCGUGUUACGCCCUGCGCUGCCUCAGGACUCUAUAGAGAAUCUCCACCAGCAAAAAGACGCUCCCACAUGCAGCCCCUCAACCUUGGACUUCUCAGCCUCCAGAACUAUAAGAAAUACAUUUUGUUUCUUUAUAAAUUACCCAGUUUUAGGUAUUCUGUUACAAGCAACAGGAAAUGGACUAAGACAACCAUUUAAAACCGUAUUUCCCAACCUUUUUUUCCACUGUGACACACGUGACAGAUAAAAUGUAUGUAUCAGACAA
Molecule: messenger RNA, 4699 nt
Organism: Gorilla gorilla gorilla (western lowland gorilla)
Lineage: Eukaryota; Metazoa; Chordata; Mammalia; Primates; Hominidae
Gene: LAYN
Product: layilin
Exons: 7
Coding region: 546-1670 (374 amino acids)
Biological process (GO): positive regulation of axonogenesis
Cellular component (GO): cytoplasm
Source: RefSeq, a predicted model, not a curated record